CGUUCUUUUCGUUGGACUACAAAUUGGCAAGAAGACGAAUUAAGCCAUGAGUCACACAAAAGUUUGGUAUAGCCAUCCUAGGAAAUUUGGCCCUGGUUCGAGAGGCUGUCGUGUAACCGGCAAUCAUCACGGUAUAAUAAGAAAAUACGGAUUGAAUGUUCAAAGGCAAUGGUUCCGUGAACACGCAUUAGAAAUUGGAUUCAAGAAGCUGGACUAGAAGAUCGAGCUCUUGGGAAGCAUUUUCUGGAGAUGGUUGUAGUACCUGUACAGACUUGUUUUGCUGUAAAAGCCCUAGAAUAAUAUGAGUUGACGAAGACAUUCAAUUUACGACAGCCGUUAUUGUAAUUGGUGGCUUGUGUUACUGAUAUUAAUGCGAUAAAAUAAAACAUCCUUUAUCCG
This is a messenger RNA of Trichoplax adhaerens, 399 nucleotides long. RefSeq lists its product as hypothetical. Bases 47 to 217 code for a protein of 56 amino acids. Gene Ontology annotation, molecular function: structural constituent of ribosome; zinc ion binding. The transcript is spliced from 3 exons. The record is from RefSeq and is a predicted model, not a curated record. Lineage: Eukaryota; Metazoa; Placozoa; Uniplacotomia; Trichoplacea; Trichoplacidae. Gene Ontology annotation, cellular component: ribosome; cytosolic small ribosomal subunit. Gene Ontology annotation, biological process: translation.